Dama dama (fallow deer) is the source of this 2362-nucleotide messenger RNA. It is a transcript of the gene TMX1, whose product is annotated as thioredoxin related transmembrane protein 1. The record is from RefSeq and is a predicted model, not a curated record. The transcript has 8 exons. The coding region runs from base 83 to 919 and encodes 278 amino acids. NCBI's taxonomy places the organism in Eukaryota, Metazoa, Chordata, Mammalia, Artiodactyla, Cervidae.
UCGGCGGGCGCGGGCGGAAGUGAGGAGCUGCGGCGCGGAGGUGGGGCUGCCUCGGUUGUUGUGGGUGGGCAAAACGGCCGACAUGGCGCCGUCCGGGAGUCUCCGGAUCCCGGUGGCAGUGUUGCUGUUGUUGCUUUGGGGAGCUCCCUGGGCCCAUGGGAGGCGGAGCGACGUGCGCAUCAUCACGGACGAGAACUGGAGAGAGUUGCUGGAAGGAGAGUGGAUGAUAGAAUUUUAUGCUCCAUGGUGUCCUGCUUGUCAGAAUCUUCAACCAGAAUGGGAAAGUUUUGCCGAAUGGGGAGAAGAUCUUGAAGUUAAUGUUGCAAAAGUUGAUGUCACAGAGCAGCCAGGACUAAGUGGACGAUUUAUCAUAACUGCUCUUCCUACUAUUUAUCAUUGUAAAGACGGUGAAUUUAGGCGAUAUCAGGGUCCAAGAACUAAGAAGGACUUCAUAAACUUUGUAAGUGACAAAGAGUGGAAAAGUAUUGAACCUGUUUCAUCAUGGUUUGGUCCAGGUUCUAUUUUGAUGAGUAGCAUGUCAGCACUCUUUCGGCUCUCUAUGUGGAUCAGGACUUGCCAUAACUAUUUUAUUGAAGACCUUGGAUUACCGAUUUGGGGAUCAUAUACAGUGUUUGCUUUAGCAACUCUGCUUUCAGGACUAUUAUUAGGACUUUUCAUGAUAUUUGUGGCGGACUUCCUGUGUCCUUCAAAAAGGCGCAGACCCCAGGCAUGCCCUUCCAGAAAAUUACUACCAGAAUCUUCUCAACCUUUGAAAAAAGUGGAGGAAGAACAAGAGGCUGAUGUAGAAGAUGUUUCAGAAGAGGAAUCUGAAAGCAAAGAAGGAACAAACAAAGACUUUGCACAGAAUGCUGUAAGACAACGUUCUGUGGGUCCUUCACUGGCCACAGAUAAAUCCUAGUUAAUUUUUACAAAUAUUUUCAUAUGAUUUUGGCAGAAACAGAAGAUCAAUUAUUUGUUUUGGUUUGAAGUGAACUGUGACUUGCUUGUACAUUGCAAGGUUCAGUCUAGCUUGUCAUUAGGUUGAACAGUCUACCUUCUGAAAAUAAAAGUAGCACUGUGAAAAAAUAGGAUUUGAAAACAAUAUGGUGGUUCAAACAGUUCUUUCAUUUUUGGAAAAUCUGGUGCCAAGCAAUAAGAUUUCUGUAUGUUUGUUUCAUAAUAACUUUCAAGUCUGUGUUGAAAAUUACAUUUCCCAAGUAUUGCAUUAUUGAGGUAUUUAAGGAGAUUACUUUAGAGAAGAAGAUUUCUCAUUUGAUAUAAUUUUUCUCAGUUUCACUGUGUGAAGAGAACAUAUUUCCCAUUAAUGGGAACUUUGCCCAUUGUCUCAAGAAAUGUGUAUUUCAGUAACAACUCUGAAACCCUUUAUCUCCUUUAAAGUCCAAAAUUUAUUCAUAUUUUUAGAUUAUGCGACUAAUAAAAACUACCUUACUUUAAUUAUAGUUUUCUACCCAUGAUAAUACAGGAUAUGUUUAGAAAGUUUAUAAAGGUUGGUUGCCUUUUUUGUUCUCCUGUGUUCAGUAUAUGAUUUGUAUUUUUCUUACCAUGGGUUACAUUUUUUAUUUUCCAAAUUGGAUAAUUUCCUGGAAAUAUCUUUCAUGUUUUAAUAAAUUGUUUCAAACUGAAGUUUACCGAAGAAUACUUAAAGUGAAAAGCCAUCUGAUAACUUAAAAUCUUGGCUGCCUGUUUCAGAUUUUACAUCAUUCUUGUUGAACCUGUACUUGAACUUCUUUGUUUGGAUGUGAAGGUGAACAUUCCUGAUUUUUAUUUGAUUUUGUGGAAAAGCCUUGGUAUUUCUAUUUUGAAAAUUCACAGAAGCUUAAUAUGAUAUGAAGUUAGCAUUCUACUCAGGAAAAAGCAUCUUAUAGUGUGUGUUUUCAAUGUAUAUUUGUCCUCAUCCAAAAAGUUCUUAGUUGAUUGUACAAAGUCAACGUAUGUUUGAUGAUUUAAACUCAUAAAGUUUUAUGUUUUUGAAAAGACAAACUGUAUUCUCUACUUUCUAUUGUGGUAUUUCACAGAUAGGUAUCAGCAAGAUGAGACAUUUAAUGUAUUUUUACUCCUUAAAGAGAGUAGUUUUCACCUUACAGCAAAAGAGGAAGUGGGCAGAGUUGUGGGGUAGCAGUAUAGAAAUGUAUUAGCUGCAAUGAAAGGAAAAACCGUAGAUACUCUGAAUGGAUCACCUCUCUGUUAUGGUAAUAGUUUCUAUAAUGUCCCCUUUAAAGGCCUUUCCUUUAGAAUAUUAAAUAUUCUACCACUGAAGAGUUUGGAUGUGUAAUAAUUUUGUGAUGCUUUAGAAAAAUCUAAGCACAAAAUAAACUUUUCUAAGUGCUUCACUGAAGCUGAA